Molecule: messenger RNA, 1016 nt
Organism: Cygnus olor (mute swan)
Lineage: Eukaryota; Metazoa; Chordata; Aves; Anseriformes; Anatidae
Gene: RAB5IF
Product: RAB5 interacting factor
Exons: 4
Coding region: 43-447 (134 amino acids)
Biological process (GO): mitochondrial respirasome assembly
Source: RefSeq, a predicted model, not a curated record
CUUCCGGGCCGGGCCGGGCCGGGCCGUGGCGGCGGGUGUGCGAUGAGCGGCGCGCGGCGCAGGGAGGAGCCGCCGCACGCGCAGCAGCACGCGGUGCCCGACGGCGGCGCGGGGCCGCGGGGCUCGGCCUGGGGCAGGGCGCUGCGCAGCGACUCCGCCUGGCACGACAAGGAUGAGUUUUUAGAUGUGAUCUACUGGUUCCGGCAGAUCAUUGCAGUUAUUUUGGGAAUCAUCUGGGGAGUAGUUCCUCUGAAAGGAUUCGUGGGAAUAGCAAUAUUCUGUCUGAUCAAUGCUGGUGUUCUGUAUCUCUACUUCAGUAGCUUCCAGCAGAUAGAUGAGGAGGAGUAUGGUGGGACAUGGGAGCUGACAAAGGAAGGAUUCAUGACAUCUUUUGCACUGUUUUUGGUUGUUUGGAUAAUCUUCUAUACUGCCAUCCACUAUGAUUGACACAGUCUGCAGCUUUUGUCUGUUAAAUCAGUUGUCAGUAAAUCAAGAAGAUUUUAAUAAAUCGUAAUCUCUGGCAGACUGGUGGGAAGGUUGGGGAAGUCAAAUCAACUCCUUUCUGUACCAGCGGUCUGAUUAGAAUGGAAGAGCCCCAACUCUUCUGCUGGAGAAGCCAGUCCAUCUCCGUUUUAUAUACCUGUUAAUUACUGGAACUAUUAAAAAGCCAUUGGAAUUUUUGGAAGCAGUUCAAGACUGUUCAGAUUUUGAACUUUCUGCAACUCUAGCCAGUAACUGUAUUGUUGUGCGUUGGGACUACAGUAUCAAACUCCUGUAUGCUGAAGGUUGUAUCUGUUAAUUUAAUGUAUGUAUGCUCCUUCGUUUGAAAUCUGUCGUUACAUCCUGACUUGUCUUCCAUUUGUUGUCCUUUAGACAAACAGUUUUUAAAAAGUGAUCGUAGGGUACGUGGGAGGAAGGCACUGCAGCAUCCAGGAUAUGAGUUCAGUGGCUGUCCUCAGCAUGUUUUGUAGUAAUCAGAUCUGAUUUGAUUAAACAGACUGUGUCGUUACCAUUUC